This is a messenger RNA of Cherax quadricarinatus, 2311 nucleotides long. Its product is annotated as UNC93-like protein. Gene Ontology annotation, molecular function: potassium channel regulator activity. Lineage: Eukaryota; Metazoa; Arthropoda; Malacostraca; Decapoda; Parastacidae. The record is from RefSeq and is a predicted model, not a curated record. Gene Ontology annotation, biological process: regulation of muscle contraction; regulation of potassium ion transport. Gene Ontology annotation, cellular component: plasma membrane; striated muscle dense body.
UCCAAGUCGGACCGAAACGUCGUCGUUAGCUUCUCUCUUUUAUGUGCGGGUUAUUUGUGUAUUGUCUGGUUUGUAGUGUUUGAGGUCUGCAGAGAUUAUGGUCUUCGGAGGCUCGGAUCUGCAGUGACUGUAAUGGAAGCGUGCGGGAUGGCCAAGAAUGAGAGGCCAGGGGUGGAUAACCCAGCCUUCAGUGGUGAGGAGGAUGACCAACACAACGGCAGCGUUAAGAAAGAGGUAGCUGGGGAGGCUGGCAAGACCUCUGGGAAGGACCUCACAUCGGAGGAGAAAAAGGAGAAAUUUUUGAUCAUGAAGAACAUAGUCGUUAUCUCUAUCGCUUUCACCUUCCUCUUCACCAGCUACAAUUCAAUGUCUAAUCUCCAGUCUUCCAUUAAUAAGGUAGAUGGAACAGCAUCACUGACUGUUCUUUAUGGUGCUUUCGUCUUCUCCUGCUGCUUCUUGCCGUCGUGGCUGCUGUCGUUGUUAAAGGAGAAGUACACGAUAGCACUCUCCAUGCUCUGCUACUCUUCCUACAUCGCAGCUCAGUUCUACCCAGAGAUCUACACUCUCGUACCUACAGCCUUCAUCCUGGGCUUGGGAGCUGCACCGCUCUGGGCCUCCAAGUGCAUUUACUUAACCAAGGUUGGGCUGAGAUACGCCAGUCUUGUGGGAGAGAACAGUGAUGUUAUCAUAACAAAGUUCUUCGGCAUUUUCUUCAUGUUCUUCCAGUUUACCCAAGUGUGGGGUAGUCUCAUUGCUUCCUCAGUGUUGUCUGUGGGUGUAGAGGAAGUCAACCGGACGGAGGCGGAGAUACUGUCCUGUGGAUACAACUUCUGCAUCUCUGAGCCCACCAGAGAGCUCAACAGCAGCGACUCCGGCGGGAGGGAAGGUCCGCCUCUCUGGCAGAUUUACACCUUAGCUUCUAUCUUCCUCCUCUGCUCCCUACUCUCCUCUGUUGUCGUCAUCAUCUUCGUCGAUCCUAUUAGUUCCUUUAAGGAAGUGGUAGGUGGUGGUGGAGAGGGUAAAAGCAGUUUACAGCUGCUAGUUGCCACCUUCAACCAUCUGCGUCAUCCAUACCAGCUGCUCAUUGUGCCCCUCACCAUCUGGUCAGGUCUUGAACAGGGUUUUCUCACCGCAGACUAUACUGCAGGUUACGUGUCGUGUGGUCUCGGGGUUCACAUGGUGGGAUACGUGAUCGUGUGUUAUGGUGUGUGUGACGCUCUGUGCUCCAUGGGGCUCAGUUCUGUGGUGAAGGUGCUGGGGCGGGUGCCUGUUUUUACCCUGGGCUUCCUCAUCAACGUGGCCCUCAUCGUGGCACUCGUGUACUGGCGGCCACUCCCGGAUGACGUCGCUUGGUUCUUCGUCAUUGUCGGCUUUUGGGGAGUGAGUGAUGCAAUCUGGCAGACGCAGAUCAAUGCACUGUACGGUGUGAUCUUCCCCGGGCAGUGUGAGGCAGCUUUCAGUAACUACCGCUUGUGGGAGUCCAUCGGUUUGUUCAUCUCCUACGCCUGCAGCACCGCCAUCUGCGUCGAUGUCAAGAUCACCAUCCUCAUCAUUUUCCUCGGUGGCAUGACAGGAUACUACACCAUUGAGAUCAUACAAAGGAUGGGAGGCCCGAAGAAGGAUAAGGACGGUAGUGUCAUACCACUUGAUCAACUCAUCGUCAGAGAGUUAUAAGUGAUUCUUAUAGGCUUUUGUUGGUGUCGGUUGUGGCAGUAAAAAUAAGGGAAUUGCUCUUGUUGACUCUAGUUAGCAUGUACCGAUUAUUCCUCACUCUCACUGGAGGGUGGUUUGCUUAUCCUAUUUAAUAUAUAUCGAUCAUUCAACACCGUGGGUCAUCCCGCACAUUUGUAUAAUUGUGCCUUAUUCAUCUUAAUUGACGAAUACUGAUCAUUCCUCAACAUUGUUAGAAUAUUAUUAACACAGGGUUGGGGGGUCCUGUGGUUUAAAGCGUCAUGUGGUUCUCGCUUACCAUGAGGCAGGCCAGUACAACAUGGGUCCGAAUUCUUGGCUAACGCAGUGUUGUUAUUGAUCAAUACCACUCGUUCGUGGUUAAAAUAAUAUGUAAAUGAUGCGCGUGAGGUUAGUACACCAAACAGGGAUGAGAAUGAAAUUAGCUUACAAGCUCCCACACCUCCGUAUGCUCUCGGAUGGCGACCCAACAGCUAGCUGUGUGCUGGCUGCGCCAUUCUUGUAGGGUUGGGUAGUCCUGUGGUUAAAGCGUCAUGUGGUUCUUCCUUACCAUGAGGCAGGCCAGUACAACAUGGGUUUGAAUCCUUGGCUAACGCAGUGUUGUUAUUGAUCAAUACCACUC